Molecule: messenger RNA, 2218 nt
Organism: Gaeumannomyces tritici R3-111a-1
Lineage: Eukaryota; Fungi; Ascomycota; Sordariomycetes; Magnaporthales; Magnaporthaceae
Exons: 3
Coding region: 308-2218 (636 amino acids)
Molecular function (GO): oxidoreductase activity, acting on CH-OH group of donors; flavin adenine dinucleotide binding
Source: RefSeq, a predicted model, not a curated record
CCCGCGAUCUUGACCGCAGCCUUGGACCAUUCGGGACCACACCAUCCAUCGGACCUCACCGCGGCAAGGUAGUGACUCCUUCGCUCUUCUCCGUAAAGCGGGCGCUAGAGCACCACCGGGCGACCCACCACUCGGCCAUUCGGCGAACCCCUCACAGACGCCGAAGCCAACGAUUCGCGGUUCGCUGGAGCCUAACCUGCAACCUCGACCUAAACACCCCCUCCAUCGCCCUGCGUUUCGGGGAGAUUGCCUCCUUGCUUCAUCCAGCCAAGUCACAAUCUCUCGUCGCUAGGCCAGGCCCGCAACCAUGGGCAUCUCCAACCGACUGCCGCAGGAUUUAGAGGAGGUUGAUGUGAUAAUCGCAGGCGGUGGGACGGCAGCAUGUGUCAUAGCAGGCCGCCUUGCGGAGGAGCUGGGCCCGGAUGUGAGCAUCCUCGUCAUCGAGCGAGGCCGUGACAACUUUGAUGUCCCCCACAUUAUCCACCCGGUGUUUGCGCCCGCCAAUCUCCUGCCCGAGAUGAAGACGGCGAUCUUCUACAAGGGCCGCAAGUCCGAGGAGCUCGGCGGGCGCGAGCCUAUCGUCGCGAGCGGCGGCACGCUCGGCGGCGGCUCGUCCAUCAACUUCCUGUUGUAUACUAGAGCCCAAAGGUCGGAUUUUGACGCGUGGAAAGCUCCCGGCUGGAGCACAGACGAGCUGCUUCCGUUCUUGAAGAAGCUAGAAACCUACCACGGCCCCGGGUCCCCGGCGGUGCACGGCUACGAGGGCCCCGUCCAAAUCUCUAGCGGCACCUUUCGCUCCGAGCGGGUCGAGGCCGAGUUCCUCGACACUGCAGCCAGUGUCCUCGACGUGCCCCAGAUGGUCGACCUCCAGGACCUCGACUCCAACGACGGGGUCGGCAAGUGGCUCAGGACCGUCUCGCCGGUGACCGGCCGGCGCCAGGACGCCGCGCACACCUACCUCCACCCCAAGCUGCGCGACAUGGACACGGGCCUCCCCACCAACGACUACCCCAGCCUGCACGUCCUGACGGAGCACCUCGCCGUGCGCGUGCUGCUCGAGGACCGCGUCGACGCCCACGGAGCCGCCUCGAAGCGGGCCGUCGGCGUCGAGCUCACCCCGACCCCGGAGUUUCUGGCCGCCGCCGACGGCGGAAGCAGCGGCCUCCCGGCCACGCAGCAGCAGCCCCGCGUCGUCCGCGCCCGCCGACAGGUGGUCGUGUCGUGCGGCGCACUCGGGACGCCCGCCACCUUGGAGCGCUCCGGCAUCGGGGCGCCCGUGGUGCUGGAGCGCGCGGGCGUGCCGCUCCAGGUCCCGCUGCCCGGCGUCGGCGCCGACUACCAGGACCACCACCUCAUGAUCUACGGGUACGAGUCGGCGCUGGAGGAGCGCGAGACGGUCGACUCGCUCCUGUCGGGCAGGCUGGCGGCGGCCGACGCCGUGCAGAGCGGGCGCCUCGGGUGGAACGGCUACGACGCGUGCUCGAAAAUCCGCAUGAAAGCGGCGGAUGUGGCCUCGCUCGGGCCCGACUUUGAGACUCCUUGGAACCGGGACUUCGGCCACGACUCCAACAGGCCCGAUAUGCUCUACGUCGCACUGGCAGGACAUGUGCAUGCUGCUAUGCUUCCCAAGGGCCAGUAUCUCGCUCUGGGGACGUACAGCGCCUACCCAUACAGCCGCGGAUUCGUCCAUAUCAGCGGGCCGUCCGUGGCGGACCCGCUCGACUUCGAAACGGGCUACUUCAAGGACGAGCACGACAUCGACGUCAAGAAGAUGAUCUGGGCAUACAAGAAGCAGCGCGAAAUCGCCCGCCGCAUGCCCUGCUUCCGCGGCGAGAUCCCGAGCGGUCACCCGCCAUUCCCGCCGGGGUCCAAGGCGGCCUGCAUCGGGCUCGCGGCCGCCCCGGUGGCGGCCGAGGUGCGCGACGUCGAGUACGACGCCGAGGACGACCUGGCGAUCGAGCGGUUCAUCCGCGAGCAGGUCGCGACGACGUGGCACAGCCUCGGCACGGCCAAGAUGGCGCCCCUCGAGCAGGGCGGCGUUGUCGGCCCCGACCUCUCCGUGCACGGCGUCCAGGGCUUGAAGGUCGCUGACCUGAGCAUCCCGCCCGAGAACAUCGGCGGGAACACGUGCAACACUGCCUUUGUCAUUGGGGAGAAGGCUUCCGACAUCAUUCUGAAGGAGAUGCGUGCGGUGGCGGUCAAGUCUGGAGCAGUAUAA